This is a messenger RNA of Grammomys surdaster, 1881 nucleotides long. It is a transcript of the gene Shc4, whose product is annotated as SHC adaptor protein 4. Gene Ontology annotation, molecular function: receptor tyrosine kinase binding. The transcript has 12 exons. Gene Ontology annotation, cellular component: plasma membrane. Bases 1 to 1881 code for a protein of 626 amino acids. Lineage: Eukaryota; Metazoa; Chordata; Mammalia; Rodentia; Muridae. Gene Ontology annotation, biological process: cell surface receptor protein tyrosine kinase signaling pathway; intracellular signal transduction. The record is from RefSeq and is a predicted model, not a curated record.
AUGCGAGAACGCAGCCAGGACAGCCAGGCAGGACUCACGCUGUAUGUAGGACUCUUUGGGCACCUGGGGAUGCUUCACAGGACCAAGUACAGCCGCUUUCGGAACGAGUCCAUCACAUCUUUGGACGAAGGGAGCCCCGGAGGCUCGGUUGGAAACAAGGGCGCAUCACCGCCUCCCUACCCAGCCCUGGCCCCUCACCUGCCGACUGAAGAUGCCACUGUACCCAGCCAGGAGAGCCCCACCGCGCUAUGCACCUUGAUUCCCCGUAUGGCAAGCAUGAAGCUGGCCAACCCCAUCACUUUUCUGAGUCUGAAAACCUUCUGCUUGGGUACGAAACAGGUGCCUCGGUUGAAGCUCCAAGAGAACCAGGAUCAGACUCCAAGCAGCCCAGCGUCCCCAGAAACCAGUCUAAAUAGGUCUGGGCCUGCACCUGCACCACAACAGGACCAGGUGGGACGCAGGCCCACCUCCUUGCGUCCUGAUUCUUGCCCACUGCCUGGCCCCGGAGAACCAACCCCCAGGAGCAAGCAGGACGGGCCCCCUCUCCAGCACCUGUUGGGGAACGGUCUGAACUACUGUGUGAGGUACAUGGGCUGCAUUGAAGUGCUGCAAUCAAUGAGGUCCCUGGAUUUUGGAAUGAGAACACAAGUUACAAGGGAAGCAAUAAGCCGCCUGUGUGAAGCUGUCCCCGGGGCCCAUGGAGCCAUUAAAAAACGAAAGGCUCCUGUUAAGUUCCUGACAACGGUUCUUGGCAAAAGCAAUCUGCAGUUUUCAGGAAUGAAUAUAAAACUGACUGUUUCAACAAGCAGCCUUACACUGAUGAACCUUGACAACCAACAGAUUAUUGCAAAUCAUCAAAUGCAAUCGAUUUCAUUUGCCUCUGGAGGGGACCCUGAUACUACAGACUAUGUUGCCUACGUUGCUAAAGAUCCAGUCAACCAACGAGCAUGCCACAUACUGGAGUGUCGCAGUGGAAUGGCCCAAGAUGUCAUAAGUACCAUAGGGCAGGCCUUUGAACUCCGGUUCAAACAGUACUUGAAAAAUCCUUCCUCGAACACUUGGGAAAGGGAGGAGGUACUUGUUGAUGGUACCUCUGAAGACAGAGACCAUGACUAUUACAACUCCAUCCCAGGAAAGCAGCCACCUGACGGCGGCAUUUCAGAUGUGCGGAUCCAGGUUCAAGCUACAGACCAAACGGCUUACUGCCCUAUCCGGUGUGAAAAGUUGUGCUAUUUGCCUGGGAACUCCACAUGUAGCGGUGUAUAUAAGAACUGUAUGGGACGGAGCAGGCCAAUAGGUAUUCCCCACGAGAGAACGACGCAGAGUGAUGCUCCAUCACUGAGGCACUUCUGGCGAGUGGAUCUCUUUGAUGACCCCUCCUAUGUCAAUACACAGGCUCUUCAGAGUAUACGCAACUAUGCUGGAAAUCAAAGCUCAACUCUGCCACAAGGGAGCCCAUGGCACCUUGGAAAGGCACCAGAAACUGUGCAGCCAGGAGCCACAGCCAAGCCUGGGAGCUCACACGCUUUGCCACACAUUAGGCAACAACUGUGGAAUGAGGAGUGCUUCCAUGGCAAGCUGAGCAGGGGGGCAGCGGAGAAACUUUUGGUGAAGGAUGGGGACUUUCUGGUUCGAGAGAGUGUAACAUCUCCAGGCCAGUUUGUAUUGAGUGGACUGCAAGGCGGCCAGGCCAGGCAUCUCCUCCUGGUGGAUCCUGAGGGCAAGGUGAGGACCAAGGACCGUGUGUUUGAUAAUGUUGGUCACCUUAUCAAAUACCAUAUGGAUAACAGUUUGCCAAUCAUCUCUUCUGGAAGUGAAGUAAGCCUUAAACAACCAGUAAAAAAAUAUAAUAACACAGGACUUUUGCACUCCAAGAAAUGA